AUGUGUUUUAAUUGGUUCGCUAAGGCUAGAAGUCAAAACAUUCCGAUUUCUGGUCCCAUUUUGAAAGCAAAGGCAAUGGAAAUUGCAGGCAAACUGGGUGUACCUAAUUUUAAUGCUUCAGAUGGAUGGUUAAGCAAAAGGCGAAUAAGGAAUAAUGUUUCUUUCAAAUGCGUAUCUGGUGAAGCUGCAGAUAUAAAACAGGAUGGUGUCGAACAGCUUAGGACAAAACUGCCAUCUCUGUUGACCGGUUACAAGCCUCAAGACAUUUACAACGCAGACGAAAGUGGGCUUCUUUUUCGUGCCUUACCUGAGAAAACCCUCGCUCUUAAAUCCGCAAAAUGCGUGGGCGGUACACUAUCAAAGGAAAGACUCACAAUUUUGUUCUGUGCUAACAUGGCUGGAGAUAAGGAGCUGCUUUUGGUUAUAGGUAAAACAGCCCGUCCUCGAUCUUUUAAACAUGAUCCAAUCGCAAAACUGCCAGUGGAUUGGAAGUGUAAUAAAAAAGCAUGGAUGACUCGAGAAGUAAUGAGUGAAUGGCUGCAGCAGUUCAAUCGAAGAAUGAAAGCCCAGAAUCGAAAAAUUAUCUUGUUUUUAGAUAACGCGGCUUCUCACCCAAAGGAAGCUGUGUAUUUCAUCAAAGCAUCUUGGGAUAAAGUGGAAGCCACAACCGUCCGAAAUUGCUUCCGUAAAGCAGGAUUUUUGGAAACUUAUGAGGAUCCUCCAGAUUUUGAUUCUGAAGAUGAUAUUCCACUGGCAAUCUAUACUAGGCUUCAGGAAAGACUAGACUUGGCAAAUGAUUUGGAAGGUUUUCUCCAAAUGGAUCAAAAUGUUUUCACUGAGGACAACAAUAUAGAAAUUCAAUUUGACCAAGAAGAUGAUACUAUGGACAUAAGUGAUUCAGAAGAUGAAUUUUCAGAAGAAAUAAGUGAGCCUAUAACAUCAUAUGAUGAGGUUUUAAAACUUGUUGCGGGCUUGAAAUAA
Molecule: messenger RNA, 981 nt
Organism: Anastrepha ludens (Mexican fruit fly)
Lineage: Eukaryota; Metazoa; Arthropoda; Insecta; Diptera; Tephritidae
Product: tigger transposable element-derived protein 6-like
Exons: 1
Coding region: 1-981 (326 amino acids)
Cellular component (GO): nucleus
Molecular function (GO): DNA binding
Source: RefSeq, a predicted model, not a curated record